This is a messenger RNA of Lindgomyces ingoldianus, 753 nucleotides long. RefSeq lists its product as uncharacterized. The coding region runs from base 67 to 753 and encodes 228 amino acids. The transcript is spliced from 2 exons. The record is from RefSeq and is a predicted model, not a curated record. NCBI's taxonomy places the organism in Eukaryota, Fungi, Ascomycota, Dothideomycetes, Pleosporales, Lindgomycetaceae.
UAGCGACUCUUUCUGGCAUUUGAGCAUUCUCUUUAUCUCAUCGCAUCUUGUACUUUUUGAGAUCAAAUGACGGCGCUGAACUAUGUUGUACCUAACCUCUAUCACCAUUUCCCUCGCGGCCCAGGCGCUUUUAACUGCCGCGCUUCUCAGACGUAUCCUUGCUAUUUUCGAACAACAUCACAAAAUCAAUCUCAAGCCCAAAUACUCACCAACAAAGACCGUCCAGUCGUGGCAGCGGACCAAUGCACGUCGCAAUUCCUUUUAGGGGGGCCAGAGUGUAGAAAGCUAGCAUACGUUAAGACGAGCUCAUCUGGGGGUGGGGGAGCGCAAGCACAGCCCCAGAAAAAGGACAAAGAAAAAGCCAAGGAAAAGUCAAAGGUCACCUCAGAGUCAUCUAACGAGGACGAUUACAUACUCGACGAAUUUGGAUGUCCCGACAUCACCAAAAGAUUCUACUGUCUCGAGUGUGGUGGCCAAGACGAGAAUGGGAAAUGCAAAGGUGAUCCCGAGGAUAACAAUAUGUUUAAGGGCUGCAGAUGCCACCCCGAUCCAGAUUGGUCUAAAAACCCACCUGGUUUAGUAAGACCUGACUACCGCAAGCAUCAACAAGCGAUACGGGAUAGGCAUCUUCUUCCUGAUGAUGAUGUGGGAGGGCCAGGGAGAGCAGGGAAUGUAUCACGCUCUGAUCCAGCAACAGUCAUUAUUCGUACACCGUUGCCAUCAAUGACGGUUAAACUUGUAGAUACUAUAUAA